Messenger RNA from Sphaerulina musiva SO2202, 450 nucleotides. RefSeq lists its product as uncharacterized. The record is from RefSeq and is a predicted model, not a curated record. The transcript has a single exon. NCBI's taxonomy places the organism in Eukaryota, Fungi, Ascomycota, Dothideomycetes, Mycosphaerellales, Mycosphaerellaceae. The coding region runs from base 97 to 354 and encodes 85 amino acids.
AGUUCGGCCGCAGAUCGUGUCCCCAGGUGCAGCACCGCGAACGGGCGAACGCAUCCGUGUCAAGUGAAUCCUGCCUCCUCAGGCUGCCACCGCCUCAUGCGCCCUCAUCGAAGGGCUGGCGCUUCUGUCUUGCCCAGAGGACCUGUUGUCCAGAUCAAAUUGAGAGACAUUGUACAGAGGACUUCCAAUGUGUCUGCUAUGUUCGCCUUCCGCACUAGAAACGAGCAUGCUGGACCUGGGGGCGUCGUCGGCACUUUGGCCGGCUUCAUCGUAUCCCGACUUGACCUUGCGGUGAUGGUCAAAAGAGCAGCAUCGUGCAGAGAAGAACUACAUCUACAUUCAGGUCCAUCGUGACAGAACCUCACUGUUCUGUUAGCCAUCGCUCGCUCUGCAACACUUGUCUCACUUUCUACAUGCGCGGACGGUCCGCCACGAGGAAUCGCAACAAAU